Schistocerca nitens (vagrant locust) is the source of this 6741-nucleotide messenger RNA. Its product is annotated as xanthine dehydrogenase-like. Lineage: Eukaryota; Metazoa; Arthropoda; Insecta; Orthoptera; Acrididae. Gene Ontology annotation, molecular function: 2 iron, 2 sulfur cluster binding; iron ion binding; oxidoreductase activity. The record is from RefSeq and is a predicted model, not a curated record. The transcript has 52 exons.
AUGCUAGCCAAUAGCUUUUGGUAUCUGGCUGUGCCAGUUCUAACUCAGUUAUAUGUUUACCUCUGCAUAUGUGUUAUCAACCUAUUAUUUUACAGCUGGCCAGGCCUGUCUGUAAAAGCUGUCAACCAGCUUUCAGAGUGCAUGACCAGAGGCUGCACCUGCAUCUGUGAAUGGUGGCAUCUGAUGGUUGUUGAACUACUAGCUGCAUCUACCUACUUCUGUGACACACCUUACAACUCUGCACCCAUACCUCAGAUAAGCUGUUAUUGGAGGGGGAGUGGGUCAAGAUGUCAUGAUUUGAGUAACAUUCAUUGUCAAAGAGCACAUUAUGCUCAGUGGCUUGUUUUCAUUUUCUACCAACUUUACUCUUGGCCACACCAACAAUUUCAAUUGGAUAACACAGUUCCUAUGGGCACUUCACUGAACACUUACAUAAGAAAUUAUGUCAACCUCAAAGGAACUAAGGCAAUGUGCCAUGAAGGAGGCUGUGGCUCAUGUAUUGUUAUGAUGACAAGAAAACAUCCUGUAAGCCAGAAAGUGGAAUCAUUUGCAGUCAAUUCUUGUUUGAUGCCAGUAUUUUCAUGCCACAACUGUAAGAUAACAACAAUUGAAGGAAUUGGUAAUAGAAGAAUUGGGUAUAAUGCAGUUCAGAAGACACUUGCUGCUUUCAAUGGCACACAAUGUGGGUACUGUUCUCCUGGAAUGGUUAUGAACAUGUACAGUCUGUUACAGAGAAGAAAGAACAUUACUAUGAAAGAUGUUGAAAACUCUUUUGGUGGAAAUAUCUGCCGAUGCACUGGAUAUCGCCCAAUACUUGAUGCAUUUAAGUCUCUUUCAUCUGAUGGUCCACCAGACCUCAAAGGCAAAUUUCCAGACAUUGAGGUAUAUCAGUUUAAACUUUGCCCAUAAAGUGGGAAACCAUGUAAUGAAAACUGUGCCAAUGAUAAUGACAAAUGUGAUCAACAGAAAGUGCUCUCAACACUACAUUUGGAAACACAACAUGCAGAGUGGUUUAAAGUUGGACACAUUGAUGAUAUUUUCCUUGUUCUUGGUACAAAGUCUGAUAAAAAAUAUAUGCUGGUAGCGGGUAACACAGCUCAUGGUGUGUAUCGAAGAAAACCUGACAUUGAGAUAUUCAUUGAUGUUAGUGAUGUUGUGGAACUCAAGAAAUUUACCAUUGAUUCAGAGAUAACAAUUGGUGGAAAUAUGACUCUAACUGAAGUUAUGGAGCUAUUUUAUGAUGUUUCAAAAUCAGACAAAAAUUUCAGUUACACCAAAAUGCUUGCAGACCACAUAGACUUGGUGGCAAAUGUUUCAGUUAGAAAUGCAGGAACAGUUGCAGGAAAUCUGUCAAUUAAACACAUGUAUCAAGAGUUUCCAUCUGAUAUUUUUCUCAUUCUGGAAGCUGCAGAUGCUAGGAUCAAUAUAGGUACAAAUGGCAAGAUAUGUGAAUCACUGUCCAGAACAGAGUAUUUGAAAAUUGACAUGAACCACAAAAUUAUUAAAAACAUAACAUUGCCAUCCUAUGAUGACAGUUACUAUUUCAAGACGUACAAGAUCAUGCCAAGAGCACAAAAUUCUCAUGCUUAUGUAAAUGCUGGGUUCCUAUUCAAACUGGAUGUGAAUGAUGUGGGAAAAAUUAUAUGCAAACCAAGAAUAGUAUUUGGCGGUAUCCAUUGUGAUCUGAUACAUGCCACAGAGUUAGAGCAGUACCUCGAAGGUGAAAAUAUAUAUGAAUCAAGUACACUUCAGCAGGCUCUCAGAAUUCUGGAUUCUGAAAUACAGCCUGAAAAAAUGCCACCUGAAGCGUCGCCUGAGUACCGGAAAGGUUUGGCAGUAGCAUUAUUCUACAAGUUUGUGCUGAGCAUAUCCCCGGAGAGUUUGAAACCGAACCUGAGAAGUGGGGGUGCAAUGUUAAAGAGACCACUUUCUUCAGGAAAACAGGUAUAUGACACAAAGAAGCAGUUGUGGCCACUAGGAAAACCAGUAUCAAAACUUGAAGCUCUUUUCCAGUGUUCUGGAGAAGCAAUGUAUGUAAAUGAUUUGCCAACCAUGCCAGGUGAACUACAUUGUGCCUUUGUUGUUACAUCUAUCGCAAAUGGUCAUAUAAGAGACACAGAUCCCAGUGAUGCUUUGGCUGUGCCUGGAGUGGUAGCAUAUUAUGAUGCAAAAGAUAUUCCAGGAAACAACAACUUUUACCCAAAAUCUUUGACCAGCUUUACUGAUGAGGAGGUAUUUUGCUCUGGAAAUGUAAAGUACAAUGGACAGCCAGUAGGCAUGAUUGUGGCAGAGUCACAUGCAAUUGCAGAUGAAGCUGCCAAAUUGGUGAAAAUAAAUUAUGAUGUUGUAAAUGAACCCAUCAUUCACUUGAGAGAUGCCCUUAAAUCUGGAGAUAAAAGCAGAGUUAUGGUGAUAGGUGAAAUUAAGCCGACUGAUACUGGAAAUUCAGGGCAUCCAUGUCAACCAAUUGCCGCACAUACGUACUGGUUCUUAAUUAUUGUACAAAGUUGCACAGCAAGUGGCCCUACACCCCCCUCUCCAUUGAGUAGCACCGGGUUGUCUCCAUUACACUUGGUACCAAAAAAGAAUUUAGCAUGGUGCCCCUGUGGUGAUUAUUGGGCCCUAAGCACCAGAACUGUGCCCAGUCAUAAUCGUGUACCAUCACUUUGGGAACAUAAUUUUGUGUAUCAAGAGCAUCUUACUGAGGGCUCAGAAGAUAGGAAUUAUGCCACAGACAAAGAUCUGCAAAGACCUGUGUCAUUUCUCCAGUGUCCUCACUUUCUAUCACCAACAUCUACCACAUGCAGCAGAGUUGCAACCAUCAUUAACAGUGGCACUCACCAGUCCAAAGAGCAAGAGAAACUCAGAAACAAUAUAGUGGCUGGCUGCCUCUCCCAUGUUGACAGCACCACUCAUUUGACUGAUUUCACUGAACCCAUGGCAGUGCAACAAUCAGACCAGGAGUUGCCCGACCUUUUUGAAGACUCUGAAUCAUUGCUUGAACUUCAGAUAGUAGUGAUACCCAGUGCUGAUGCCAAGUUCCACUGCAAUGUCUCUAGUGGCAAACCUCAUCCUUUUUACCCAUGGAAUUUGGGAGGUGUGCUUCUGAUAAUAUACAUAACCUGUACCAUUUGGUCAAGAAAGAAUGAUGAGACUGGGGAUGGACAUGUAUUAAAUAUCAAUGCAGCAAAGUCAACAGACAUGCAGGUGCCAGUGGGCAUCUUCCUGGAUAUACCAGUUCGAUUUGCAAAUGUUCAUAUUGGUACUUUUGUCCUCUUACCUCCAUCAAAGAGCCACCACUAUUUAUUAACAAUGAUGGAUUGUUUCACCUGCUGGCUGGAAGCUGCACCAGUAAACAACAUCUCAGCAGAGAUCUUAGUUUCUGUCUUUGUUUUUACUUGGAAUGAUGAGAUGUCACCCCACCAGCACUGGGAUGAUAGAAUUGUUAUGUCAGAUGACCACUUGUUACAACUUCUGCACCAUCAAUGUGAAGAAGCCCUCUGGACAUACAAUAUGAUUGGUUUUUGGCACUGUUCCACUUUCCCAGAGAGUAGUCUUAGCAUUCUAUUGUUAACUGGUUAUGGAGUUGCUUUUGACUAUUGUACACCUGAAUUUUUGGGUCGAUUCUACUUCCAUAAUCUAUCUCUUUCUAUAUCAGCAGCUAAUAGUAUGAGUGCAGUAAUUUGUUCAGACAGCCACAGACCCAAAGCCAUACUGACAGGUGUACGAGUUCUGUUUAAUGUGACAAAAUCAGCCUGUGAUAGAUUCUCCAGGACAGUGAGCAGACUUUUAUAUAGCUUUCCUCAAAAUUUUAUUUUCAAUAUGUGGUGUGACAAUAGAGAUAUGGAUGAUUUGCUUAUAAGAAAAGUUACUGUAAAAUUUGUUGUUAGCGUAUUUAUCAAGUGUCAGAAGCCACACUGUAACUUCUUGUCCAUGACUAUGGAUGUAAGUCAUAACUUGACCUUCAAAAGGACAAACAAUAUUGAAAAUAUCAUCAGACUUCCAUAUCACAACUCGACAAAACUAAGAGUUUCUACUGAUUUAUUUGAAUACAGUUGUCAAAUUUCUUCAUUUAUAAGCUCAGGAAUUAAUAACAGUUUCUACAGUGAUCAGAAAAUGUUUACCCAAGUGUUCAAUAAGUUUCUUUGUUGUAUCAGUGAAGCCUGUGGCGAAUCCAUCAUCAACCUAAAAAAAAGCAAGAAUUCAUUUCUUUCUCCAUUACUUUCAUUCAUUCUUCAAAAUUUUCUGACUUCACUGAUUAUAUGUAAUUUCUUGGCAUCUCACAAAGAAGCAUCAUUCUUGGAUAUUUUUGAUAUAGCUGCUUCAGAUUCUAAUCUACUGUUUUGUGAUGUCAUAAAGCUAAUAUUUAAAAUUGUUCAGGAAAUCUCAGUGGUGGGCAUUGGUGCAGUCUGUUUUCCUGAAUGGUUCUCAUUGGCCAAUACAUCCAGAAAUAUGGUUUCUGCUUUGCCUUCCGUAUUCUUUGGCACAUCAGCUGAUCAUUGCUGGCUAAUGAUUGUUGUGUGUGUUGCUUGUGUUUGUGUAGAGGGUUUCUAUGAACAAUCACAACCUUCGACAAGUCAAGGAGGAAAAAGAAGAAAGAAAAAUCAAAUUUCAGAGUCAAGUCAUGAAGAGCUGCAUGAUGAUGAAUUGUUAAAAAACCUAAGUGGGUGUGAUAACAGUGAAGAAGGAGACAUGAAGUUUCCUCCAAAGAAAGGUGUAGAAUAUUAUGCUGGACAUGUUAUUACUUAUGAUAAAAUUACAUUUCUGAGGAAAUGGCAUUCAAAGGUGGAAUCAGAUGAGGCUUCUUUGUGUGACCUAAUGUUCCCGAUGUGUCACGUUUUGAGAAAGAUGAUAUUUAUAGGAUUCCAGCUGAUCCUAAGAAAUGAUUAUAAAAUUUUUGAAGUCACCCCACUUUAUGAAAGAAAAAAUGCAAAACAUGUCAUUAAAGGCAGCUUCGACAUUGGCAAACAGUAUCAUUACACAAUGGAAACCCAAUGUGCUGUAUGCAUUCCAACAGAAGAUGGUAUGGAUGUUUACGCUGCAACACAGUGGAUGGAUGAAACGCAGAUUGCAAUAUCCCAAGCCCUUAAAAUGCCAGAAAACAGGAUAAAUGUUCAGGUAAAAAGACUUGGUGGAGCCUAUGGUGCUAAAGUGUCACGUAACAUGUUGGUCAGUACAGCCUGUGCGCUAGCAGCACAUCUUCAGAACAGGCCAGUUCGUUUCAUUCUUCCCCUUGAAAGGAACAUGGAAUCAAUAGGCAAAAGACAUGACUGUGCUAUGGACUAUGAAGUUGGUGUGGAAGAUGAUGGAACCAUAAUGUAUUUGGAAGGAAACACAUACCAUAACAUUGGGGAUUCACUCAAUGAUCAUCCUGUACUUUUUACUCUAUCUAACCUGCCAAACUGCUAUGACACAAGUACAUGGAAAGUGACAGCUAGUGUUGUCUUUACAGAUAUACCAUGCAACACCUGGUGUAGAGCUCCAGGUACUACUGAAGGUAUUGCAUUCACUGAAAACAUUAUGGAGCAUAUUGCAAAAGUACUUGGAAAAGAUGCUAUUGAGGUGAAGUUAAAGAACCUGCCCAAAAAUGAUACAAACAUUGCUGAUAUGGUCCCUUACUGGAAGAAUAAAUCCGAUUAUCCUAAUAGAGUAUUGGCAAUUCAAGACUUUAACAAGAAUAACCGCUGGAGAAAAAGAGGAAUUUCAAUUGUCCCUAUGAAAUACAGAUUUGAUUAUUUAGGUAAUUUUCAUGCAAUUGUAUCAGUUUAUGCUCGUGAUGGAACAGUCUCAGUAUCACAUGGAGGGAUUGAAUGUGGACAAGGAAUAAAUACCAAGGUUGCUCAGGUUUGUGCCCAUGCUCUUGGAGUGCCACUAGAGUUUGUGAGUGUAAAGCCUAGCAACAUUUUGACAUCUCCUAACAACAUGGUCACUGGUGGAAGCAUUGCAAGUGACUCUUGUGUAUACGCUACACUGCGUGCUUGUGAGGAACUUUCAAGGCGUUUGGCUCCUGUGAAAGAAAAACUCAAAGACCCCUCCUGGCAGGAGCUUAUUGCUGCAGCAUUUUUAGCAAAUGUCAAUCUCUGUUCAUCAUUUAUGAUGUAUGCUGGGAUCACAGAUGCCCUAAAACAGUACUACAUUUAUGGAGUAACUGUGACAGAAGUGGAAGUUGAUAUCCUAACAGGACAGCACCAGAUACUACGUGUAGAUAUACUGGAAGAUGCUGGAGAAAGCCUCAGCCCAGAGAUUGAUGUAGGCCAAGUAGAAGGAGCCUUUGUGAUGGGUCUUGGCUACUGGUUAAAGGAAUUCAUGGUUUAUGAUGAUAAUACUGGGAAGGCACUGACAAACAGAACCUGGAACUACAAACCUCCUGGAGCCAAAGAUAUCCCUAUUGACUUCAGAAUAGAGCUGAGGAAAAAUGCUCCUAAUCCUGUCGGAGUUCUUCGUUCAAAAGCAACUGGUGAACCACCCUUCUGCAUGAGUAUUAGUGCUUUAUUUGCAAUACGGGAAGCAGUACUGGCAGCUAGACAAGAUUCUGGAUAUUCUGCAAAAUGGUUUGAGAUGAGUACUGAAACCUUAAACUAUGCUAAGAAAGCUGCUGCUUCAAUCCUCCUGCUACUCCAGAAAAAGUUUUCCUUACCAGCUUCACAAACUACAACCAGUUUGAACUUUAAAAAUUGGAGUGUUAAUGAUGUUUUUGUUGUGCAUAUAUACAUCCACAAAUUAACAAUAAUCAGUAACUGA